AAAAAUACUGUGAAAAUGGUGGUAGAAAAGUUCUUUUGCUUCGACUUGGAACUCACAGCGAUAUUCUUUGGCUGGUUAGGUGUCAUUAGCACUGUCUAUCCGACUAUCCUUGCCAUAGGCAAAAUAGUUGAAGCACAUGAACAUAUCGCAACAUUACGUGAACGUGGCUAUUAUAAUAUACAUGAAAGCGCUUAUUAUAGAGACCCCUGCAUGUUUCUAGUCACAAUUCUCGUCUUUGGUGCCGCAAGCAUUUGCCUGAUUUUGGGUACAGUAAAGAAACGUCACAAUUUGGUUUUGGUUUGGUUGAUCGUCAGUGCCUUGGGAAUAGUGUUUUCGAUUAUUUUCAUGUUCAGCACUGGUACUUAUGUCAGUCUUUUAGGCCUCCCAUUGAGUAUUUAUCUCUGGAUUGCGAUGUUCUCGCUUUAUAAGAGAAUCAAAUCGGAAAGACAAACGGGCUUUUCACGUCCAGCUGAGUUUAUGCCCAAACAAAUGGCCUAACGAAAAAGGAAAUGCUGGUUUUUUUAUAACAAAUAAAAAUUGGAUAUUGAUGUUCAUAUAUUAAGUACAUACAUGCAUACAUAUGUACAUACUUAUAUUUUAUAAUGAGUAUAUAAAUUUUGUAUAUUUACGAGUCGAUAAAAAUAAAAACAAAUCAAUGAUUUUCUACUAA
Messenger RNA from Bactrocera neohumeralis, 670 nucleotides. RefSeq lists its product as uncharacterized. Lineage: Eukaryota; Metazoa; Arthropoda; Insecta; Diptera; Tephritidae. The transcript is spliced from 4 exons. Bases 16 to 498 code for a protein of 160 amino acids. The record is from RefSeq and is a predicted model, not a curated record.